Molecule: messenger RNA, 3735 nt
Organism: Penaeus monodon (black tiger shrimp)
Lineage: Eukaryota; Metazoa; Arthropoda; Malacostraca; Decapoda; Penaeidae
Gene: GABA-B-R1
Product: gamma-aminobutyric acid type B receptor subunit 1-like
Biological process (GO): G protein-coupled receptor signaling pathway; gamma-aminobutyric acid signaling pathway
Cellular component (GO): G protein-coupled receptor heterodimeric complex; membrane
Molecular function (GO): G protein-coupled GABA receptor activity
Source: RefSeq, a predicted model, not a curated record
CCAUCCAUGCAAAACCGUAAACGAGAAGAUAUUACCAUUUCACCCUAAGAAAACAAUUAUUCACCUUCACAUCCACCACAGUGAUUCCAUGGCUACCAACACCUGAAUCUGCAAUAACGCGGUGGAGUUUAGGCGUACGAGGGGGGGUCCGGGCGGCGAGGAUCCGGAAGGGUGCGUUUGCGAGGCAGGGGAGCCGACGGAGCGCCAGACACCACCUGUUUCCGCGGGCAUCUGCCUCCGCCAUGCCCGCACCUUGAGCAUCCCUCCGCCUUGGAAUAUGAAGGUGUCUGUAUGGGCGUGGGCGGCCGUCGUGGCGGUGCUGGGGGCGGCCGCCAGCGAGGAGCAGCUGCUGCACAUUGGGGGUAUUUUCCCCAUCCGUGGCUCCGGCGGGUGGCAGGGAGGGCAGGCCUGCCAACCCGCCGCCAUGCUGGCUCUGGAGGAUGUGAACAAUCGACCGGAUCUCCUGCCUGGAUACAAACUCAACCUGGCGUGGAACGAUUCUCUGUGCGAACCGGGCCUCGGAGCGGCGGUGAUGUACGAUCUCCUCUACAAUCCACCGACGAAACUGAUGCUUCUGGGCGGGUGUUCGACUGUCAGCACGACCAUCGGCGAAGCGGCCAAGAUGUGGAAUCUGGUUGUGCUCUCCUACGGAUCGAGCUCCCCGGCGCUGGCCGACAGGAACCGCUUCCCGACGUUCUUCCGCACGCAUCCUUCGGCCACGGUGCACAACCCGCUGCGAAUAAAGAUCAUGCAGAAGUACGACUGGUCCCGCGUGGCCAUCCUCCAGCAGGCCGAGGAGGUGUUCAUCUCGACGGUCGAGGACCUCGAGGUUCGGUGCAAGGAGGCCGGCAUCGAGAUCGUGACCCGUCAGAGCUUCCUCUCUGACCCCACGGACGCCGUGCGCAACCUGAAGCGGCAGGACGCGAGGAUAAUUGUCGGUCUCUUCUACGUGGUGGCUGCCCGGCGCGUCCUCUGCGAGAUCUUCAAGAACAAGCUCUAUGGCAAGAGCUACGUGUGGUUCUUCAUCGGCUGGUACGAGGACGGCUGGUACGAGCAACACCUUCAGGAGGAGGAGCUGAACUGCACCCGCGAGGAGAUGCGCUUGGCGGCCGAGGGUCACCUCACCACCGAGGCCCUUAUGUGGAAUAAGGACAACCAGAGGACGAUCUCUGGCAUGACUGUGGGAGACUUUCGGCGGAGGCUGAACCAGGCGCUCAUCGAUAACGGCCACAGGAACGGAAGCACACCGGUGGGAUACCAGGAAGCCCCCCUGGCCUACGACGCCGUGUGGAGCGUGGCGCUGGCCCUCAACCGCACGAUCGAGAGGCUGGCGGCGAGGAACACGUCCAUCGAGAAAUUUACGUACACGAACAAGGAAAUUGCCGAUGAACUCUACUCCGCCAUGAAUGCCACGCAGUUCCUCGGGGUUUCGGGCCGGGUCGCCUUCAGCACGGACGGCGACAGAAUAGCAUGGACCCAAGUGGAGCAGAUGAUCGACGGCAAGUACAAAAUCCUCGGAUACUUCGAUGGCCAAACAGACAACCUUACCUGGUACAACGUGGAGUCCUGGGUUGACGGAAAGGCGCCCCCCGACCGCACCAUCGUCCGGCCGCAGCUGAGGACCGUGUCCCUGGGCCUCUUCAUCAGCAUGUGCACCAUCAGCGCCGUGGGGGCCGUGUGGGCGCUCCUACUGCUCGUCUUCACCUUCGUGUACCGGCAUAGACGCCUGAUCCAGAUGUCCCACCCGGCCUGCAACAACAUCACCCUGGUGGGCAUCAUCCUCUGCCUGGGCUCCAUCUUCCUGCUGGGCCUUGACGGGCAGUUCGUGAGCGAGCAGAAGUUCCCGAGCGUGUGCGGACUGCGGGCGUGGUGCCUGUCUCUCGGCUUCACCCUCGCCUACGGGGCCAUGUUCUCGAAGAUCUGGCGCGUGCAUCGGCUCACCACCAAGACCAAGACGGAGAACAAGUUCUCCAAGAUUUGGCGCGGCCACAAGUUCACCAGGAGGAGACACCAGCCCGUCCAGCGGGUGGAGCCCUGGAAGCUCUACGUGAUGGUCGGGAGCUUCGUGGUCGUCGACGUGAUCGUGCUGGGCGUGUGGCAGGGCGUCGACCCCCAGCAAAGGACGCUCGAGGUUUUCCCGCUGGAGGUUCCCCGGGACACCGUCGAGGACAUCAAGAUCAAGCCCGAACUGGAACACUGCGAGAGCCAACACAACACCAUCUGGCUGGGUCUGCUCUACAGCUACAAGGGGCUGCUUCUCAUCUUCGGACUCUUCUUGGCUUACGAGACUCGAAGCGUCAAACUGAAGCAGAUUAACGAUUCUAGACUGGUGGGUAUGAGCAUCUACAACGUCGUGGUGCUGUGCCUGAUCACCGCCCCCGUCACCCUCGUCAUCUCCUCGCAGCAAGACGCCGCUUUCGCCUUCGUGUCCUUGGCCAUCAUCUUCUGCUGCUUCCUCUCGAUGGCCCUGGUCUUCGUGCCCAAGAUCGUCGAAGUGAUGAGACACGUCGAGCGCGCCGAGUCCACGGUCGACGGCGCCCCCAGCAAGGAGGAGGAGGAACGCUACCAGAAGCUGCUGCGGGAGAACGAGGAGAUGCAGAGGAUCAUCUCCGAGAAGGAGGAGAAGAUCCGGCUCCUGAAGCUGAAGCUGCAGGAGCGCGCCGCCAUCAGGAGCCGUGAGCAGCAGGCGGCGGAAAACCACGUGACUGCCGUGGACGCCACCCAGCAGAUGCGCCUUCGACAAGGUUGCCGUCCUGCAGUGCGAAUAGUGACUCCCGAAGGCCCGGGCGCCGACGACAGUAUGGUGCCCAGGAUCAACUUCGAUAUCUCCGAGUCCUACUUGUGAAGUGGCGCCAUCGGGGACUGAUCUGGGACCCACUUCGAGGAGGCUUCACGGUUGGCUGUCGUCGUCAAGAGAUGUCCCCUCGUGAGGCUGUGGUGUCCGAGUGUUCGCGAAGCCGUUGUGACGCAGAGGGUCUUGCUUUCCUUGGGUGUUGGUUCGACGGUAGUUCGAGUCGGGCCUCAGUUCGAGUUCGGAUAAGGCGCCGUGGCAUGUGCAGCAUAAACCCUGAAGAAAAAGUUACGAUUUGUUCACAGUAUGAAGUUCCACUUAUUGAUGCCCAAUGGAGAUAUCAUGGUGUCACCAAGACAGAUGCCAAAAAUUGGCCCCAUUUCGGUACCAGUGUGAAUUUUCACCAAUUCCGUCAAUGGAGAAAGUAUCAGAGGCCUUGAGAAUAUCACGGCGGUCCCCAUAACGUUGUCAUAUCCCGAACUCACUAUGGCAUUGUCCCCAUGUCAGUAAUUGCACGUUUCAGACUCGAUUCAAAGCUGAUAGCAAGCUGGUUCUCCAGAUGGAUUUUUUCCUGCUUAGGCUCUUCUACUGCUUCGCACCAGGGCUUGUGACCUGCUGCUUUCGCACAAGCAGUCCUUUUGGUUGCGAUGGAGAGUUGUACUGGAGUCCCUUUUCAGUGUCUGACGUCAUGUAAGAGGCCUCAGACAGGUACCUGCUUAAUGAUUGCUGAAAUAUUACUGUACAGAGACCCAUGAAGCGUCCUCAUGGUAAUGCGAACAAAUAUGGACACCGUGUUUCGGUGUCCGUUUGGUUCGAGUUGGUUGUCCAUGAUAUUGCCUCUCUGCCCACAACUGCCGCGACCAUGAUCGGUGAUCAACCAUAUAAAUAAAAAGUUACCAUAACAGUACUCUUAAAAAAAAGUAAAAAAAAAAAGAAAGAAAAAA